UCUAUCUGUUUCUGGUCUUAUAUAGUUGGUUAUCUGCGAGUAGUUAAGCCUUAUCAUAUCUGCGUGCAACUAAGUUUCAGCUAGGUGAAAUAUAUAGACAUGUCUGGAAACUAUUUACGUUUAUACUUAGUAAGCCUAUUGUGAUAAUUUCACUUUCUCAAUAAAUUUCUCUAUGUCGUAUACAAAUUUGUCGAAAUAUAAAAAAAACUCUUCAUUUUACACAACGAGUAUUUUUAAAUCCAAAUUGCCUGUUUAUGGAGAGGUUACCGUAUCCCCUUCCUAUAAAUCCAAAUGCAAAAUAUCUCUCCAACUCAAUAUCGAAUGUUUUGUACUGCAUUAACAAAUUCGAUAAAAGCACGCUUGCUUGGCCGACCUGCCCAAAGAAACACAGAGUGUGGAAUAGAAAAAAGCGCCAAACGCCUCCGGAAGUUCCUUUAGCCGGAACUGCAUCCUGUAUGAUCCCAAAAAAAAAAUGUUCUAUAUCAAGAAGUAGUGCUAGGGCCGAGAAGAAAAAUACCUUCUACCAAAUUCUUCGGGCCAGUCAAGAUCAGCCGCGUUAUGAAGAAUGUUGCAGAUAUAAACGUAAAAACAAAGAUGCUCAAUUCGAACAUAAUAUUAAAGAUGACAGCACUUACAAUGACAUAUAUGAUAAAGUAGGAACACACCAUCAAUACAAAAAUCAAACGGAAUAUAAAAAGCACCCAGACAGACAUAAAUCAUUGAAUGAACAACCUCAAGUGAAGGAGAUUUUAUACAAUCGUGCAUACGCCACUGACAAAGAAGGAACGCACCUACAAUGCAAAAAAAAACCUGAAAACGAGCAGCAUCCUGAGUGGAAAGUCUAUCAAAUUCGUCCAUCCGUCACUAAGAGCACAGAAUACCAGCAAAGUGCUAAAGGCACAACUCACAAAUCACCUGCUAAGUCAAAACCGAAAGCGAUUCAUAGUCUGCGAGAGAGAACAAAUGAGAUUUCAAUGUCGAAAAGUAACUUAGAUCUGCUUUAUAUGCAAGGCAAACAUCAAGUGAAAAAAACGAGUAAUUUACGACAAGGAUCUGGUAAGAGGAAAGAAAGUUCUAGAGACCAAACACAGAGGUUUAGAAAAUCAACUAACGACGAAAAUCUUAUUCAAAAUAAAUCUAAAAAAAUCACAAAGACAAGUAUACAACAAGAAAAUUUCAAAAAAAGUUCCAAGACCAAGCCUAAUUUUUCCACCACUCAAAAUCCGGUUACAAAUAAACAAAAUGUUCCAGAGGCACCAAUAAAUCCCAGAGAAGGAACUGACAAUAAAAAUGGUAGAUUGUACUCCGAAUUUUCCGCUGUCAAGAAUCAAGAUAGGUCUCUUAAGACCAGUGAUGUGCAGAGAAAGUCCUACGUAGAUAGAGACAAAAUAUCACCAAGAAAAUUAAGUUUCCGGUUAAGGUCAUUUACUAACGAUAAUGAUUCAAAAUUUCUAAUUGUUCGAGGAAGAAAUUCAGCAGGAAAACCAAAUAUGUCUUCUUUGGCCGUCGCCCAAUAAAGGAGAUCUAUAAGAUUCAAGAAAUUACCAAUACGUCUCAAAAAAAGGAAGAAAACAUUGAAAGGGAAAUUGACAAGGCAGAUCCUUAUAUUCAAGGCAGAUCAAAUUGGAGCACUAAUCAGCAGGAACCAAUAACCAAAAAGUUUGAAAAAGAGUUGGUAAAGAUGACUCCUAUUAAACAGAUCUAUAAGGUUGGAGAGAGACCCCAAAAUAUAAAAAUUAAUCAGGGAAGUUUCAAAGAAGAAAUUGAUUUAAAAGCAACUAAACCAAAGCCCAAUUCCAUCAUUGUCAAAGAUUUUUCAAAACAAAUUCACAAAUUACGAAAGGGAUCGAAUAAUCAUAUAAAUUCAAAUGCCAAAUCAAACCGUAAGUCUAUUAAUACAAAACAUCCUAAAAAGAAAUCCAAAACUAUCAAGAAAAAUCAGAAAAGCCCAACAAGUCAGCUGGUAAGGUAAGAACAAGGGUUCCUAUUGCCAAACAUCUUUUAAAAAAUAUUCACAGAGCUCAAAAAAUAUCAAAAACUAGUAGUUCCCAGAAGUUAAAUUACAAGGAAAAAAAAGAAAAGAUAUAUGAUAAGCCGAACAAUAGGACUCCCAUCAAAAAGCCUGAAGAACUGGUAGCCAAGUUAAAAACUUUAAUCACGGAAUCCGGUCCUGUGCCAAAUAUCUAUUUUGUUAGUGCGAGAAAUUCCAAUGGAGGAACCAGACUCCUUGAAUUCAGAAUCAUACCUACCAAAACUCCUGCAAAGAAAAUCAAUCAAGUU
This is a messenger RNA of Drosophila gunungcola (fruit fly), 2280 nucleotides long. RefSeq lists its product as uncharacterized. The coding region runs from base 255 to 1517 and encodes 420 amino acids. The record is from RefSeq and is a predicted model, not a curated record. NCBI's taxonomy places the organism in Eukaryota, Metazoa, Arthropoda, Insecta, Diptera, Drosophilidae. The transcript has a single exon.